GUGUGCCGUCAGGUUCAGCCAAUCAGAGGCCAGAGUCGUGACGUUGUCUGAACAGUGCGUGGUGGCGUAAUGCGCAUGCGCAGUAGCUGAAGCUUCAUCCAUGCCGCCAACACGUCGAACAAACCGGCAGGUGUAACUAUGGAUUUGCUCUGUGCUCCACUGGGCUUGGGUGUAGUAGCUGGACUGGGCUGUGGGCUCUUCCUCGGUUGGCACCUCCGCUCUCGCCUCGGCCCAACAUCCAAAGCCCUGAUGACGGCCGCGGUGGGGAACGGUGCCGGUGAAGCGAGCGUGAUGGGAGAAGGAGGCGAGUUCAAGAUGAUACUAGUGGUCCGAAACGACCUGAAGAUGGGCAAAGGGAAAGUCGCUGCCCAGUGCUCCCACGCCGCCGUGUCCGCUUACAAACAGGUUCAGCGCAGGAACCCCGAGCUCCUCAAACAGUGGGAGUACUGCGGCCAGCCCAAGGUGGUGGUGAAGGCACCCGAUGAGGACACCCUGAUUGAUCUGCUGGGUCACGCCAAAGAAGUGGGACUUCCUGUCAGCCUGAUCCAGGAUGCAGGAAGGACACAAAUCGCACCCGGAUCACGCACCGUGCUGGGUAUCGGUCCAGGCCCGGCAGAUCUGAUCGACAAAGUCACCGGAGACUUGAAGCUCUAUUAGACUUCCAGCUUGCACGUGCAGGACUUGCAUACAACUUCUUUAUCGUCAAAACCGUUUGCAAUGUAAACUAAGUUGGGCCACCAUGAGUUUAUAUUUUUAUACAAUGAUUAUCAGUGACAUGUACAAGUACAUAAAUUAUUUCUGUGCAAUCUUUCGGAGCUUUUUGGAUGUAUGCAUAUCACACUAGCUGACUCUCGAAUGAUACUUCACUGUGAUAGUGGCAAAAACACCACACGCUGUUCGCGUCAGUCCUCCACGGUGCUCGGAGGAAACAGAUGAAGGUUGUAGCUCUCGACACAACUCAACCACACUGUAAAACAACAGCAGAGCUCUUCACAGCAGGAGAAUCACCCGUUACUAAUAAAAAUUAACGAUGGCUUAGCGGUUAUAGUUUGAAGCUGUGCGUUUACUGUUGUGAAAGAGGUCUAUACUCACUCUGGUCCCCAAAAUGAUCGCUUAAUAAAACACAAGACAAACCCUCAUCUCAAAAUAAAGUCUGAACAUUGAUGAU
Molecule: messenger RNA, 1168 nt
Organism: Larimichthys crocea (large yellow croaker)
Lineage: Eukaryota; Metazoa; Chordata; Actinopteri; Sciaenidae
Gene: ptrh2
Product: peptidyl-tRNA hydrolase 2
Exons: 2
Coding region: 139-657 (172 amino acids)
Biological process (GO): negative regulation of anoikis; positive regulation of anoikis
Cellular component (GO): cytosol
Molecular function (GO): peptidyl-tRNA hydrolase activity
Source: RefSeq, a predicted model, not a curated record